CACAAGGCCAAGAGGCACCGUGUGUUUCCCUAAAUGCCCUCACCCCCGUGCUGGCCGAGGCAGAAGCUGGAUGACUUCGAUGUGCGCCAGCUCUACGAGUGCAACUGGAUCGUCGUCAACUGCUCCACUCCAGCCAACUUCUUCCACGUCCUGCGGCGCCAGAUCCUGCUGCCCUUCCGCAAACCGCUGAUAAUCUUCACUCCAAAGUCGCUGCUGCGCCACCCCGAAGCGCGCUCCAGCUUCGAUGACAUGCUGCCAGGUACGAGUGUCCCCCCACGCUGCUGCACGGGGUGAAGGGCAGGAGCCUGU
Molecule: messenger RNA, 309 nt
Organism: Malurus melanocephalus (red-backed fairy wren)
Lineage: Eukaryota; Metazoa; Chordata; Aves; Passeriformes; Maluridae
Product: 2-oxoglutarate dehydrogenase complex component E1-like
Exons: 2
Coding region: 34-294 (86 amino acids)
Biological process (GO): tricarboxylic acid cycle
Cellular component (GO): oxoglutarate dehydrogenase complex; mitochondrion
Molecular function (GO): thiamine pyrophosphate binding; oxoglutarate dehydrogenase (succinyl-transferring) activity
Source: RefSeq, a predicted model, not a curated record